UGGUGGCACCGCUGGGCUGCACUGAUGGGUACUAGUGGGUGGCACUGGUGGGCACUGCUGGGCACAGGUGGGCAGAACUGGUGGGUGGCACUACUGGGCACCAAUCAUCAGGGCACUGAUCAUCAGUGCCCUGAUGAUCGGUGCUGAUCCCUGCUCUUACAACCGCCGGUUCUCGGCAAGGGGACAUGUACACUGAUCAUCAGGGCACUGAUGAUCAGUGUGCCCUGAUGAUCAGUGUAGCCCCAGCAGUGCCACCUGUCAGUGUCCAUCAGUGCCUU
Molecule: messenger RNA, 278 nt
Organism: Staurois parvus
Lineage: Eukaryota; Metazoa; Chordata; Amphibia; Anura; Ranidae
Source: the annotation of a GenBank genome assembly